This is a messenger RNA of Alternaria rosae, 2639 nucleotides long. Its product is annotated as C6 zinc finger domain-containing protein. NCBI's taxonomy places the organism in Eukaryota, Fungi, Ascomycota, Dothideomycetes, Pleosporales, Pleosporaceae. The transcript has 6 exons. Gene Ontology annotation, molecular function: DNA-binding transcription factor activity, RNA polymerase II-specific; zinc ion binding; transcription cis-regulatory region binding. Gene Ontology annotation, cellular component: nucleus. The coding region runs from base 348 to 2444 and encodes 698 amino acids. The record is from RefSeq and is a predicted model, not a curated record. Gene Ontology annotation, biological process: regulation of DNA-templated transcription; DNA-templated transcription.
GUUAGCCUCAUUGCGCACGAGCGUCGUCUAGCAUGGCACAUUAUUAAGAGAAACAUUUAGCACAGGGCGAGAAGCCAAGGGAAGCUGAGAAAAAAACUUUGAGACGUGCUUGCUGAGAAAAGGAUCACCAUCGGUCCUUUACUCGGUCCCAUUCCCCCGCCAUCCGAUUCGCACCGCUGCAACACGCCCUGAUGACGACGUAGGUGCUAAUCGCGAGUGUGGUUCUUCAGUUCAUAGCGAAGUUCCUACCUUACACCUUCUUAUGUGCCUUUUUUCGCCGAUUGAGACGCGGAAUACUAUAGUAGUCUAUGCUUGCCGCUCGCCAACUCCCUGUGGAUACCUACUAGAUGAAUCAGGCCAGCAUGACCACUCCGCGACGGAAGGCAUGUGUCGAGUGCCGACAGCAAAAGAUCCGAUGUGAUGUCGAGCAGCACAAGGUACCGCAUGACCCAUGCGGUCGCUGCAAGAAGAUGGGCCUCGAAUGCCGCAUUCUUCCCACGUCAACUAGGAACUUGCGCCAAACAAAGGCAGAGAUGCGACGCGAAUUGGAAGAGUUGCGAUGGAAUAUGAGGCAAGGGCAGAAUCCUGGCGAUGCAAACUACCCACAAUCGACAGCAUCACCGACCGUCGACAUGCAAAACUACGCUCCGCUUGAACACGCUUCGGGCACAUAUUCUGAUCCUUCCGGAAGGACAGAUGCAUCAGAUUCAAUGUCACCAGCUUUCGACUCGAGGCCGCCGACGCGAAAAGGCUCCGAUCAUCACGGCACUGUACCGCGUGUGAUAGACGGCUACUUGCUCGAUUCAAAGAGAAUUGACGAUUGCUUCACCAUUUACUUUACCCAAUACCAUCCGCUGUUUCCUAUCUUGGACCCUUCAAUAGGGCCGAAUGACUAUUAUGACCAAUCGCCGUUCUUGUUUUGGACUAUCGUGGUCACGGGAUCGCGGCGGUACUCUGAACAUGAAGUCCUCGAAAGGACGAGUCAGCCCAUCACCCAGCUCGCAUUCUCUUCGAUGGCGCUACGCACCUCACAAGUUCCGAUCAUCCAAGGUCUACUGAUACUCUGCACAUGGCGGCUACCUACCAACUCAAUGUACAAAGACACGACACACCUCAUGUGUGGAUCGGCAGUACAUCUAGCAACACAAAUUGGUCUGCACAUAGCAGGUGUCGGCCAGGACUUUGCUAGGACACCACUCGAGAAGGACCAGUCGCUCAAGGUGCAACGCGCCAGACUUUGGCUGUGUUGCGUCAUCGUUUCUAUAAGAACGAGUUGUGUUGAAGGUAUACCGCCUCUUGCUGAAUCCUUCUUCGAUGGCGACGAGCAAGACCGAGAAGACAUGGUUCCAUACCUCCCGUCUGACCUACAGUUUUUGCACAAAGUCUACAUCAUCCUCAUGCGUGCCAUGGUAGCCAUGGGCAAGACCAACUUACAAUCCAUUCACUGUGAUGUUCGUGUACUGCGGUCGUUGAUCGGCAUAUUCGACUCCCAACUCCUCAGUUUGGCCCCGUCUUCUCCAAGUGAACUUGAUACCCUGCAACUUAGCUGUGCACGUAUACACGUUAUGGCGUUCCAUUUCUUUGCUCACCCCACGAACCCUGGACCCGAUGCUGAGGGUCUUUCACGAUUCUACUCCCUUUGCAUCUCAGUAAUCCAGUCCGCUUCGACAAUGCAAACGACACAGAAAAUAUUUCUACCCUCCGUCUCGCAAUCAUUCAUUGACCGAACUAUCACUCUCGCCGGUUUUACUAUUCUCAGACUUGUUCGAAGUCCGCUCGCUCAACAUCUGGAUGUACUUGCCGGCGAACGAGCUUUCUCACAAGCGUAUGAUUUCCUUAAGAAUGUCUCGUUACAACCAGGAGAUAUCCAUUUCCGGACUGCGCACAUCAUGAAAGAUCUGUGGGGUAGCGACAAGGUGUUCCGUAAGAAGGAUGGCCGUGUGGAAUCGCUGUAUCUGAGGUUGCGGACGCGAUUGAGCAUGAGCAUCAGCUACGACAUGUUCUGGUACUGGCGGGAAGAGUUCAGCAACAUGAAGAAUCCGUACGGCGACGAAGUGACUCUUUCGCACGAGAACGUCCAGCAGAACCCUCCUCAAUACCCAUCUCAACAACAACACCAACAGCAGCAGCAGCAGCAGCAGCAGCAGCAUCAACAACUCCCGGAUCCCUCGAUGAGACAGCAACAACUCCCAGUGACCAAAUUCGACCCCAGCUUGGUGAAUCCUCAGAUGCAACAGGAUCCAUCCGUAAUGAGCUUCGAUGCCUGGGAAGGUCCAGAUUACGGAGUGCCGCCAAUGCUUGAUCAAUUUCCCGAUUACGACUGGGCGGCCGGCUUUGAAUUCUCGAAUGCGGAAAUGCCCAAUGUGCCGGUUGGUCCUAUGAAUCCAAUGAUGACAGCACCAGGGCCCGGAGGCGCACCGAAUAUGGCAUACACCUACGGUUAGACGUCGAGGAUCCGUGUGAGGGGAUGAAUCGGGCGCGAUGGAAGAGUAAUAAUAGCGGUUUCUCGCCUGGUGCGGGAGUUGAAGCGUUCAGAUACCGUAUACCUACUCAGAUACGCAAUACCAUGGAUAUUACUUUACCCCGAUCGUCCGUUGAAGACGCCAGCUACGGUCUACGGAGACCUCCCAAACGUAAAC